Chiloscyllium plagiosum (whitespotted bambooshark) is the source of this 1094-nucleotide messenger RNA. The record is from RefSeq and is a predicted model, not a curated record. Lineage: Eukaryota; Metazoa; Chordata; Chondrichthyes; Orectolobiformes; Hemiscylliidae.
GGCAUUUACUGUUUAAUUCAAGUCUCAUUCCAAGAGAAAGUGGUGACUAUUUCCCAGGACAGCUCCCUGACUCCUGGCCGUUGCCAUGGAGAGGCCUCGGGCCGUUGCCAUGGAGAGGCCUCGGGCCGUUGCCAUGGAGAGGACCUGGGCCGUUGCCAUGGAGAGGCCUCGGGCCGUUGCCAUGGAGAGGCCUCGGGCCGUUGCCAUGGAGAGGCCCCGGACUCCUGGCCGUUGCCAUGGAGAGGCCUCGGGCCGUUGCCAUGGAGAGGCCCCGGACUCCUGGCCGUUUCCAUGGAGAGGACCCGGGCCGUUGCCAUGGAGAGGCCCCGGACUCCUGGCCGUUGCCAUGGAGAGGCCCCGGGCCGUUGCCAUGGAGAGGCCCCGGACUCCUGGCCGUUGCCACGGGGUUUCCCCAGGCCCGGGCAUGGCGGAGGAGCCAGGUCCGGGCUCGGGCUCGGGUCCGGGUCCGGAUCCGGAGGCUGAGGACCGCUCCAGGUACACCGUGUUCACCGGCUCCGCGGCUGAGGACGUGGCCUACGCCAAAGUGUUCUGGAGCUCGCUGUCCCUGCAGCCGCCGCUGGAGUCCCGCCUGGUGUCCGGGGACAUCAAACAGCGGCUCAAGGUGGCACAGGCCCCGGGGCACGGCCGCUGCACAGUUCAGUGCUGUCAUUGUCAACCAACCCAGGAAGACAUCAAAUCUAAGCAACUCCUGAUUGAAGCUCACAUGCAGUUGAAAGCAGAUGAAAAGGCAAGGUUAUUAGAGAAGUACUUCAGGCAUGUAUUCAAAAAGAGAGGCCACUCAAACUGGUGUUUCCUUUCUCAAGAAACACCACCAAACAAAGCAGAUGAAUCCCAAGAGAAAAACCUUUUUAAAAUGCCAAGAAACGCAAAGAGAUCUUGGAGUUAAUUAAUAAACAGAGGGAGGAAAGAGUACGGAAAACCUGCAUGCCCAGAGACCAGCAAUGAGGCUGAGGAGACCUAUCAGAUCUUAAGGCAGUUUGACUGAAUGUUCAGCAAAUAUCUCAGAAACAAAGUGAUGUCUAAGUGCGGAUGAAUUUCUUCCCUGGUUUCAAUAAAUACUAUAUUUUCUUUCA